CGCGCGUUACUCGGUCAGUUUACAUCAUGGCUUCGUUCGAUCGUGAUCGGCUUGUCUGGAGCGGUCCCAGGCAGCCGUGUGUUUUCAAUCCCGCGUGUAAUUUUGGUCAAAUCGUCCUGAACCUACUCGAGAGGUCCAAAGAAAAAGUAAUUCAGAUCGAUGGGGAUACGGGGCGGACAAUGACCCGGGCCGAAAUGCGCAUCCGAGUUGUCCGAGUGGCACAGCGUCUGCAGAAGCUUGGUUAUGGCGUAGGUGAUAUCGCGUCUGUGGUGGCAGUUAACAGUGAAAAUCUGGCGCCACUCGUACUCGGACUGCAGGUGAUUGGCGUUGGAUUCAACGCCCUGGCGCCGACCUUCGACGAGGACGAAAUGGCGCACAUGAUGCGGCAAACGCAGUCCAAGCUGUUGUUCUGCGACGCCGAUAAUUACGACACAGUUAAAGCCGCCGCCAGCAAGACAAUUAGCGAACAAUUUCGGGUGUUUGUGAUGGAGAACGCCCGUGAUGAGACGCUCUCGGUGGAGCAGCUCUUCAAGCCAACCGGAACGGAGCAUUUGUUCUACCCCAGAUAUUUAGGCGAUUCGUACCAACUGAUUGCCAACAUCACCUGCUCAUCCGGAACCACAGGUCUUCCCAAGGGUGUCUGCUUUUCCCACGCACAAACAAUCUCCGGCUUCUGCAAAGUAGCAAACUUCGAGGACGGAAUCUGUUUGAACUUCAGCACACUCUACUGGGGAACGGGUGUUUACGUGCUAAACAUGGCUGUCAUGAACGACUCCACCCGGCUCAUAACCCGGCGACCCUUCUCAGUGGAUCUGUUCUUCGAGCUGAUCGAGAAGUACAAGAUCCGGUUCCUGUACACGCCAGCCUCGUACGCAACGGCCAUCAUCGGAGAUCCCCGUGCCGCCGGCACCGAUCUGUCCAGUAUUAAGGUGUGGGCUCUGGGAGCUUCCAAUGUGUCCGAAACCAUUCGGGAUGCGGUUGAUGCUGCGCUGAAACCAACCGGACGGUCGUACAAUUUUUACGGCACCUCCGAGUGUGGCUUCCUGGCGGCUGACUUUCUUAAGCGGAAACCGAACGCGGUAGGAAAAGUGGGCACUAAUAUGCAGGUACGCAUUAUCAGUGAUUCCGGAGAGCCACUUGGAGUCGGCGAACAGGGCGAGGUGGUGGUGAAGUCGGUGGGGAUUCCGUUUCUAGGUUAUUAUAAAAACGAGGAAGCUUCUCGUGAGGCACUCGACAAAGAUGGUUGGUUUCUGACCGGAGAUGUGGGAUUUUUCGACGAUGAAGGGUACCUUCAUUUGGUGGAGCGUAAAAAGGAUAUUUUGAAAUAUCACGGUAAUCAGGUGUCCCCUUCGGAGGUGGAAGCUGUCAUUCAACAAAUCCACGAGGUGCUGCAGGUGUGCGUCACGGGUGUUCCCAACGAGGACAAAACAUCGGACCUGGUAACGGCCGUCAUUCGAAAGUAUCCCCUGGCAGAGUUGACGGCGGAAACAGUGGCGGACUUCGUCGCCAGCAAAUUGAGUGACGCUAAGCAUUUACGAGGUGGUGUGUAUUUUGUUAGCGAGUUUCCCAUGACGACAAAUGGGAAGAUUAUUAGAAGAAAAGUUCGUCAAAUGCUACUGGAUGGGAGCAUUAAAUGAAAAGUACUGCAAUAAAGAGGAAGGUAUCG
Molecule: messenger RNA, 1666 nt
Organism: Wyeomyia smithii (pitcher-plant mosquito)
Lineage: Eukaryota; Metazoa; Arthropoda; Insecta; Diptera; Culicidae
Product: probable 4-coumarate--CoA ligase 3
Exons: 4
Coding region: 27-1637 (536 amino acids)
Biological process (GO): long-chain fatty acid metabolic process; fatty-acyl-CoA biosynthetic process
Molecular function (GO): long-chain fatty acid-CoA ligase activity
Source: RefSeq, a predicted model, not a curated record